Messenger RNA from Triticum dicoccoides, 2267 nucleotides. RefSeq lists its product as uncharacterized. The coding region runs from base 4 to 1506 and encodes 500 amino acids. The record is from RefSeq and is a predicted model, not a curated record. NCBI's taxonomy places the organism in Eukaryota, Viridiplantae, Streptophyta, Magnoliopsida, Poales, Poaceae. The transcript has 2 exons.
AACAUGUUGGGCUGGACAAGUGAAGUGGAUAAGGAUAUUAGAUCAUUUGCUGCGAAGGUCACAGCCGAGCUCGCUGAUUACCUUCGAGUUAUCCCUAUCCCUGGGGCGGUGAAGCUCAUAGCCUCACUUUUGGACAUUGUUCAUGAAGAGAAUAUAAAGAAUCCUCUUUUGGACAUUCUUAGCAUUGAGCCACAACAAGAUAACGUGAUUCAGCAAGUUCGCAGGAACAAGCAGACCUCCCCAGUGCUUAAAUGGUUGAAACAGAUGGCACUAUACUGUUUGAUUCCGAGAGAGGAGCCAGCUAACAUAGAUGAACAAAACAUCCAUAUACUUAGAUGCUGGAGACAGAUUACAAAACGUUGGUCUGUUCCAGAGGAGGAGCCAUCAACCGACCCGGAUCUCCUCCCUGUACAGGGCAUGUUGAUUCUUGAAAAGCUUGCUAGCUUUGAUCUGGAUAACUGUAUAGAAAUCAACAAAGCAACUGGCCUCAUCUCAAAGAUUGUAGAGUUCACAAGCAACAAUAUUGACAUGACAAAUAUUAGUGAGACACACAAGACACAGCUGAAACGUUCAUCGCUGAAGCUGCUGGCAAGACUUGCGAGUACUAAAGGGAAAUUUGGUGUAACUUUGCGUCAGAAAAUUGCAGAAAAUCCCUUCCUUUGGAGCAACCUUACAGAAAUCUGGGAUGAGGGUGGGAGCAGCCAAGAACUUAGGAUGGGAGCAGCAGAACUCCUUAGAAACCUUGCCGUGGAUGAAAAUAUAAAGGAGGAGAUUGGGCACACCCGAGUAAUCAUUAGCAGGUUGGUGCAUGCAUUUGUCAGCAAAGGUGCACAGCUAAGUACAGAUUCAGAUCGGUUGCUACAAAUGAUCGCUGGGCAAGCACUAGCAUUACUGGCAAUGGAGAGUGAAAAUAACUGUCUGAUUAUGUUAGCGGAACCAGGUUAUGAAUUCAUGAAGGAACUCGCAGUUAUGAUCCAGGGUGAGAGGUACAGGUAUGUAGCAUCAAGCCUGUUGCAGAGUAUAUAUGUGUAUGAUCGAAGUGAGAUUCACAAAUCAAACCUGAAAGAAGUCUCCUACAUUUUGCGACGGGUGAUGGAAGGAAUAAUGGAUGCAGAAGGUGCGGAACUAGAGGUCCUUGUUGGCCUUAGUUCACAAAUAUGUAAUGUCAUUCCUGAAGACUUUGCGCGAGAGCUUGAGCACGGUCAGAUUAAGGAAAGAUUUAUAAAGAGACUUGUCAAUGCACUUAACUCAAAUAUGAUACCCAAUGCUCAUUAUCCUGGCAUCAGGAGGGUGAUAGUUGAACAUGCCAUAUACAUGAUGGAAUUCAAUCUGGUCAACGCUAGCUGUUUCAAGAACUGUCAGAUGAUGGAAGCACUGUUAAUGGUAGAGCGUAAACCUUCAAAGGCUGAAAACUACAGGCUCUUCUUGGGUGAUGCAGGACUCAUGAAGCACAGCAUACCUCUAUCCGCUCUUGUGGCUAGAGCAAAAGAGCUGAUGGGCCAUUAAUAGCUACGAGGCAUCAGAAGUGUCAGCUGAGCAUGCAUUUAGAAGAUAUUCUACUACUGGUCUAUACUGGGACUCACCAUUUGCUCGCCAGAGUGGUGAGUUAUCCAUUGCAAUCCAAGGAGAUCCCAUGAAACUUGACAAGUAGACAUUGUGUGCCAAGACACGAUGCGGGUAACUUAAAUAAUGGCUGUGUUAGUGCUGUAGGAUCAUGGAUAUAUGAAAGAUGAUAAAUCUGCUUUGUGAAUAAAUUUGAAAUGUCAUGGUAGUUGUGCAUUGUCGGGGUGUGAGGCUUCAACACCAACUCAUCGUAUUUUUAAUUUUAUGCCUUAUGACGGCUACUGUGUGGCACUAGUAAAUGGUGUGGUAAUUGAGCACUCACGAGGCAACCACUUCAGUCCAGAUCCUAAAGAACCAUCCACUUUAGUCAUGGACGCGAGGGGUCUUACCACAAACGAUUUUAAACUAAGAACGCACUAUGUAGUAUAGCACGCUAACAUUUGUCGUUUACUCGAAACCAGAAAAUUUCUGCUUCCUACUAGAUCAGAAAUUGGCCAUUAACUGAACACUACAGAGUACCCAUCUCAUAGAACCACGAACUGACGAACUGAACAGACCUAUGUCUACAAUGCAUAGCCCGAUUUGAGAAGAGUUAGCACCAGGCCGCUUCCAGGUUCGUCAGACCCCCGGAGCUCCGGCGGCACUCAGCCUCAGGCCGGAGAUCAAUCGGAGACAAAAAGGGGAUUAUUAACCGGAGGCGAGAA